Messenger RNA from Styela clava, 1390 nucleotides. Its product is annotated as putative methyltransferase DDB_G0268948. Gene Ontology annotation, molecular function: S-adenosylmethionine-dependent methyltransferase activity. The record is from RefSeq and is a predicted model, not a curated record. Lineage: Eukaryota; Metazoa; Chordata; Ascidiacea; Stolidobranchia; Styelidae.
AGUGUGGUAUUGCUAUUAUAGUCGAGUAACAAUAUGGCACAGUUUUACGAUAAACGCGAUGUCGUUGAAAAAUACGACAACGAUAUUGAUGAAUAUCCUGAUAUUAUUCACAAGUCAAUUAUGGAAUUUGUUAUAAAGCAAAAUAAAGAUUCUGAAGAUGUUCAGAAAUAUGAUCUUAUGUUGGAUGCAGGAUGUGGAAGCGGUCGCUCGACCACAAUGUUUUCUAAAGAUUUUAAAAAAAUAAUUGGGUUCGAUAUCAGCUCUGAACAAAUACGUAUCGCAAAAGCAAAGAAUAUUUCCGAAAACAUUGAAUUUGUAGAAGCAAGAGAAAGUCAUAUGCCUGCUUCAGAGAGUACGGUCGAUCUCAUAACCUGUGGAUUUGCUAUUCAAUAUAUGGACGUGGUGAAAUUUGUGCAAGAAUGUAAGCGAGUGCUUAAGCCAACUGGAUGUGUUGUUAUUUAUGCAUUCGAAACAUCGGAUAUUCUACCAGUCGGUAAAUCAAUUUCUGCCAUGCCAGUUCUUCUAUCAUUUAUAAAUGAGAUGAAACACUGGUCCGAAAACCACUAUCCACCAGAUUAUGAAUAUUUUUGUCGCUAUGAAAAUGUCUUCCAGAAAAUUUCAGGAAUUUCCAAAUCCCGGGAAGACGAUUUGAAAGCGGACAUGUUCAUUUCUUUGGCAGAUUUAAAAGCAAUUAUCCGAGCUGUUCCUGGUCACGGCAUGUAUGUUAACUGGAUGAAAGAAAACAAAAACAGAGACACACUACAGGAACUUGGAGAUGAAAUCAAAACAACAUGGGGGAUGAAAAAUGUAGAUGAUGCAGACAUCAAAAUGCAGAUGAAAGUUUCCAUUUUUACCAUCAUUUUGACUCAGUUGUAAUGAUCCCUUACUGAAUAUAAUUUAAAUUAUUAUAACUUUUUUUCUCAUAUUUCCUCAUUACUUGCUACGUUACGCUCUUUGAAUGCUGUGUAUUAAACAUUUACUCGAAAUAGACUGCAAUAAAUGAGAAUUUAUAGAUUGUAUUUAUAAUUAACACUGACGAUGAAAAGAAAAUAUAAGCUUGAGCAAUUAAAAUCCAGUUAUAAUUUCUUGCAACCACUUAACUUAUUGUCCGCUGUUAUGCUUAGAUAGAUUGUUUCGAAUUUUGCAAUAUAUAUUUUAAGAAAGCUCCUGGCGUAAAUUUGACCUGCUUUGGAGGUUAAUUUUUUAAGCAAGAAAUUCACACUUUCCCUUCUACACAAAUAGGCUACCGGUUUCAAGUCAUGGCCAAAUGCGACUUUUGACCACAUAACAGAAUGCAAAGUCUUCUAUUUUGCAAUUUAAGUUAUUUGACUCCCAUUACAGCCAGACUGUCUAUUUGUUAGUUAGUUAAUAAAAAUGUCACUGUGAGUGU